GUUUACCAACGCCUCGAUAAACCAACAACAACAUAGAAUCCUCAUCAAAGAAAUCAACAACCUUAGCAUCAGACGUUACGACAACAAAAACUUUGCAAAAAACAUCAACAACAAUCUCAACAACAACAUCAACAACAACAUCAACAACAAGCCACAAAAACCAAUAUGGUCGACCAUACAACUACCAUUUAGUAACUUGACAAACGCCGUAGUUGGCAACUUGAAGUCUUCAACGAGAUACGCUUUCAUUUUGGCGGCCAGAUCAUACUCCGAGUAUCUGCUAUUUAGUGAUCUUGUUCUUGAAACUACGAAAG
Molecule: messenger RNA, 314 nt
Organism: Helobdella robusta
Lineage: Eukaryota; Metazoa; Annelida; Clitellata; Rhynchobdellida; Glossiphoniidae
Exons: 1
Source: RefSeq, a predicted model, not a curated record